UAUAAAUUCAAAAUUAACGCUCCGAUGAACGAAAACGCUCCAAAAAAAAAGAAAAAAAAAAAACUCUGAAAGUAAUUAUUUACGGAUUCACAAACGCCAAGACCUUGUGAAACAUAUGUUCAGUGUACAGUGCAGUAUAUUUAUAUUUAAACAGUGUCUUCACAUGGGAUUAAACUAAUAAGGUAAUACCAACAAGCUAGGAUCUCAAGCACUGAAUGUAAAUUCUAAUCUAACAGUAGUAGGUGUACUCAAAUAAUAUAUACCGUUCUUGUUGUUGUUGUUGCGGUUCUUUCAAAGUAAACGAAUAAAUCCAUGGAGAUAAGUUUUAAGACAAUGAUAGUUUCUGUUUUAGUAUGUUGUAUGUUAUGUAAUUCUGUUGUUGAAAGCAACAAUUUUAAUGGUGAUUACUAUACAAAUCAUCAAGAAAUGAUGGGUGUGCAACCUUUGUCUAAGAUUUCUAUGCACGAACUCGAACUUGGGGUUCAUGCUGAAGCUUCCAUUGAAGCUACUACUCGUCUUCUCGGAUUAAUGGGGGAGAGUAGCGAAUGGAUAAAUGUAGAGUUUAAACACCCCCAACCAACAGCAGAUGAUUGGAUCGCAGUGUUUUCUCCAGCUACUUUCAAUGCUUCAACAUAUGUGCCAACCAUGGGAAAUCCUGCUAGUCUUAGUCCAGUGUUGGUUUCUUCUCCAAUCAAGUACCAAUUCGCAAAUUAUUCAACUCCUGAUUAUGUAAAUACGGGGAGUGGAUCUUUGAAGUUCCGUCUGAUCAAUCAGAGAUAUGACUUUGCAUUUGGAUUGUUUUCUGGCGGGCUUGCCAAGCCGAAGUUAAUAGCUACUUCAAACAAGAUCUCUUUUGCAAACCCAAAGGCACCUCUUUAUCCUCGUCUUGCUCUUGGAAAGUCUAGGGACGAAAUGACUGUAACUUGGACAAGUGACUAUGACAUAGACGAGGCUGUCCCUUUCGUUCAAUGGGGGCUCCAGGGUGAAGAACAAGUUCGGUCUCCAGCAGGAACAUUAACAUUCAGUCAAACCAGCAUGUGUGGUCCACCUGCAAGAACUGUUGGUUGGAGAGAACCAGGCUUCUUCCAUACAAGUUUCUUAAAGAACUUGUGGCCAAAUCUAAAAUAUACAUAUAAGUUGGGUCAUAGAUUGAUGGAUGGUACAUAUGUUUGGAGUAAAAACUAUUCAUUCACUGCACAACCAUAUCCUGGGCAGAAUUCGUUGCAGCGCAUUAUCAUCUUUGGAGAUACUGGGAAAGCAGAACGAGAUGGAUCGAAUGAGUAUCAAAAUUACCAGCCAGGAUCUCUCAAUACCACUGAUACACUUAUCAAGGACUUGGGUAAUUAUGAUAUAGUCUUUCACAUUGGUGACAUGCCUUACGCAAAUGGUUUUCUAUCCCAAUGGGACCAAUUCACAGAAAUGAUUGAACCCAUUGCCUCCGCUGUACCUUACAUGGUUGCUAGUGGUAAUCACGAACGAGACUGGCCAAAUUCGGGAUCCUUUUAUAACAGAGGAGACUCCGGUGGUGAAUGUGGUGUACCUGCUGAAACAAUGUUCUAUGUACCCGCGGAAAAUCGUGCGAACUACUGGUAUUCUGUCGAUUAUGGUAUGUUUCGAUUUUGCAUUGGUGACUCAGAACAUGACUGGAGAGAGGGAACCGAGCAGUACAAAUUCAUUGAGAAAUGUUUUGCAACAACAGACAGGCAAAAACAACCAUGGCUUAUCUUUGCUACUCAUCGUGUUCUUGGCUAUUCAUCUAAUGACUGGUAUGCUCAACAAGGUUCAUUUGAAGAACCCAUGGGAAGAAGUAGUCUUCAGAAGCUGUGGCAGAAAUAUAGAGUUGACAUUGCUUACUAUGGUCAUGUUCACAGCUAUGAGAGAACAUGCCUAAUUUAUGAGAAUAUCUGCGUGAGCUCAGAAACUUCACACUUCUCAGGGCUAUGGAAUGGAACGAUUCACGUUGUUGUAGGAGGGGGUGGAAGCCAUCUAUCAAGUUUCUCAUCCCUAAAGACAAAGUGGAGUUUGUACCAAGAUUAUGAUUUUGGAUUCGUAAAAAUGACUGCAUUCAACCACACAUCUCUCCUUUUUGAAUACAAGAAAAGCAGGGAUGGGAAUGUUUAUGAUUCGUUCACAAUCACAAGGGAAUACAUGGAUGUUCUUGCAUGUACCAUAGGCAGUUGUGCAGCCACUACUCUAGCCGGCUAAUUGCCUAGCCUGUAAUCUUUUACACUUUUCACCAAGUGAAAACCUUAGUGAAAGUUCUAGCCUAUUUUUGAGAUUGGAUGUAUUCAAGUUCUGUGAAAAAUCUGCAUCUGUCAAGCAGUAGUAGUGUA
Molecule: messenger RNA, 2333 nt
Organism: Papaver somniferum (opium poppy)
Lineage: Eukaryota; Viridiplantae; Streptophyta; Magnoliopsida; Ranunculales; Papaveraceae
Product: nucleotide pyrophosphatase/phosphodiesterase-like
Exons: 11
Coding region: 313-2205 (630 amino acids)
Molecular function (GO): acid phosphatase activity; metal ion binding
Source: RefSeq, a predicted model, not a curated record